Molecule: messenger RNA, 2513 nt
Organism: Cannabis sativa
Lineage: Eukaryota; Viridiplantae; Streptophyta; Magnoliopsida; Rosales; Cannabaceae
Product: U-box domain-containing protein 4
Exons: 2
Coding region: 893-2221 (442 amino acids)
Cellular component (GO): nucleus; cytoplasm
Molecular function (GO): protein binding
Source: RefSeq, a predicted model, not a curated record
UUUCACAUCUUUCUUGUGUUUGACUGAGACUCUGCAAAGGUUUUGCCAACAAAAAAUGAAGGUGCACAUUGUCUUUGCCAAUGGGUAGUCAGUAACAACAGUUGCAGUUUUACUCAGCCUUUUGCUCUGCCUUCUUCAUUUAUGAGUAACAAUAUUGCCAUAUCAAAGGACUUUUCAACCUAAAGCUGACUCCUUACUCUUUAUUACUUUUUAUUUUUAUCUUUUUGUUUGGAGGGGGCUCUGUUUUCUUGUACCUUUUGAUGGAUCUAUUAUAAAGGUUUUCUCAGCCUGGAAAAAGUGUAAUAAGUUGGAAAACAAAUGUGGUUGGGAGAGAGAAGACUAAUGAAUGAAUGACUUGGAAUGGUGCAUGCCCCAAAAUCCUGAUCUUGACUGGAAAAUGAAAAGAAGAAACAAAAUUAAAAUGGAUUUUAUAUAAAUUUGAUUUUGUCUCUAUAAUUUGGCCCUUUGUGCCUGUCCUCAGUACUCACCCUAGGGCUUUUUUGUCUUCACACAAAUAAACUCUUGUGACUAUCAGAAUAUAUGGCAGGCUAAUCCCAUAAUAUACCGUCUUCUAACUUCUUUAUUUUAGGAAAACAUAAAUUUUAAGAAAUAUAUUAUAAGCUUGCUGCUGCUAGUGCUUCCCCAUAAUUCUAUAUAUUCCAUAUAGAUUAAUUAAAUGUUUUCCUAGUUCUUUUACUCCAAGUAAUAUAAUUAAUGAGUUUUAUCUUUACAUGAGAAAGAUAAAAAAAGGAAAAAAGAAAAAAAAAAAGACACUAAUUUAAUUAUACACCUAUUUUUUUUUUUUUGGUAAUUAAAAAAAAAAAUGAGAAAAUUGAAAGGACAAGUGAAAAAUUAUGGUAAUAAAAUCUGAAAGUGAGAAACCCAAUAUGCAAUGCAUGCUUCUUCUCCGUCUGAUAGUUUACCCAUAACAUAUAACACACCCAAGAGAGAGAGAGAGAGAGAGAGAGAGAGAGAGAGAGAGAGAGAGAUGGGGCAAGAGGAGGAGGAUAGAGAAAGCGCAGCGGUAGCAGUGGCGGAGGAGGAGGAGGAAGAAGAAGAAACGAAAAAUGAUAGAAAGGAGGAGGCAAGCAGCUUGAGGAAGCAUUCUCUCAUUAUGGAAAUUUCUUCUAAGCUCAUCCAUGGUGAUCUGAACUCCAAGAUUGAAGCUGCUAGAGAUAUUCGAAAGCUAGUAAGGAAAACUUGUUCUUCUUAUUCUUCGUCUUCUUCUCCUUCUCCUUCUCCUUCUCCGUCCUCUUUUUCUGGGAAAACUCGGUCCAAAUUGGGCGCUGCGGGUGUGAUUCAACCACUGGUUUUGAUGCUGGUCUCACCUAACCCAGAUGCCCGAGAAGCCGCUCUCCUCGCCCUCCUCAACCUCGCCGUUCGCGACGAAAGAAACAAGGUCAAGAUAGUGACAGCCGGAGCUGUGCCCCCUCUUGUAGACCUCUUGAGGUUCCAAAAUGGUAGUUUAAGGGAAUUAGCUACAGCGGCAAUCUUAACCCUGUCCGCUGCUGCAUCAAACAAGCCAACCAUUGCAGCUUCUGGCGCUGCACCUCUCCUGGUUCAGAUUCUCAGCUCUGGUAGUGUUCAAGGAAGAGUUGAUGCUGUGACUGCUCUACACAAUCUCUCUACCUGCAAAGAGAACUCAUUUCCUCUCAUCGAUGCUAGAGCGGUUCCCCCUCUUAUCAACCUUCUCAAAGAAUGCAGGAAGAAGUACUCUAAAUUCGCUGAGAAAGCAACUGCCCUACUCGAAAUUCUAUCAAACUCUGAAGAAGGGCGAGUUGCAAUCUCAAACUCAGAUGGGGGGAUAUUAGCAUUAGUAGAGACUGUAGAAGAUGGAUCCCUUGUGAGCACAGAACAUGCAGUUGGAGCAUUGCUCUCUUUAUGCCAGAGCUGUAGAGAUAAGUAUCGGGAACUCAUUCUCAAUGAAGGUGCAAUUCCAGGCCUUCUGCGUUUGACAGUAGAGGGCACACCAGAAGCCCAGGAGAGAGCUCGCACGCUUUUGGACUUGCUUAGAGAUACCCCCGAUGAGAAGAGACUAACAUCCUCUGUCCUAGAGAAAAUAGUUUACGACAUUGCUGCAAGGGUAGAUGGAGCGGAUAAAGCUGCAGAAACUGCAAAGAGGCUACUGCAAGACAUGGUUCAGAGAAGCAUGGAGCACAGCAUGAGUAAUAUCCAACUUAGAGCUGCAUCUUGUACUCCCUCCAACAUUUCCUCUUCAUGAUAUAUAUUUUUUUUGGCUCCGGAAGCUGGGAAAAAAAUCGGGUAGAGUUUUUAUACUGAAUCCGUGUUUUGUUUGGGCAGUUGAAACUCUACUCAGCUAAAUUACCAUACUAAAUGUGCAGAAACGACUGGAGUUUGACUUUCCCAGGGAUGAUCUUGUUAACUCAUGAGUGAUCUUGCCCUUUGGGCUUUUGUAUAUAUAAAAGAACCGUAUGCUAAUUAAUUUACAUGUACAUUACUUGUGAUCACAAGAGCUUGAGAAUUUCCUAAGUAAUAAUCUGGCUUUUACUGCA